AUGGCUUUCUCUCUGUGGUCUCAACUUUCCCUUUUCAUUGUCUUGCUUGUAGUACAAACUCCAGGGGAGGCUGCAACAUGCAGUGACUGUUUCGUUCAUUCUCGGGCAAGUUAUUAUCCGAAUUCUGAAGCGCAAGGAACAGAUAGUGCUUGUGGGUUUGGUUCAUUUGGAGCAACCAUCAACGGAGGGGAUGUCUCAGCUGCCUCUGACCUCUAUCGCAAUGGCGUCGGAUGUGGUGCUUGUUACCAGGUGAGGUGCACCAACAGCCGCUAUUGCUCAGACAAAGGAGCAACUGUGGUUAUAACUGACCAAGGCUCCGGUCACAACACGGACUUCAUCCUUAGCAAACGAGCCUUUAGCCGGAUGGCUCAAACUACUGAUGCAGCUGCUUCUCUGCUGUCCCUUGGAGUAGUCGAUAUCGAAUACCGACGGGUUUCAUGCAGCUACCCAGGAAAAAAUAUUACAAUCAAGAUUGAUGAGAACAGUAAUUAUCCUCACUAUUUGGCUUUUGUAAUAUAUUACCAGCAAGGGAAGAACGAUAUCACAGCUGUCCAGCUAUGUGAGACACAAAAUUUUGCCUGCAAACUAUUGGACAGGAGCUAUGGAGCAGUUUGGACAACUACCUCACCCCCAAGUGGACCCUUGCAGAUAAGGAUGCUAUUCAGUGAUGAAGAUGGUGAUGAGAAUUGGGUUGUUCCUGAGAAUAACAUACCACAAGACUGGAAAGUUGGACAAACAUAUGACUCAGGAGUUCAAGUGAACUAA
Messenger RNA from Prunus armeniaca (apricot), 765 nucleotides. Lineage: Eukaryota; Viridiplantae; Streptophyta; Magnoliopsida; Rosales; Rosaceae. The record is from the annotation of a GenBank genome assembly.